AUGCUCGGCUCUCAAGGGCCCCCAGCCCCAUGCUCGGCUCUCAAGGGCCCCCAGACCCAUGCUCGGCCCUCAAGGGUCCCCAGACCCAUGCUCGGCCCUCAAGGGUCCCCAGACCCAUGCUCGGCCCUCAAGGGUCCCCAGACCCAUGCUCGGCCAUCAAGGGCCCCCAGACCCAUGCUCGGCCCUCAAGGGCCCCCAGACCCAUGCUCGGCUCUCAAGGGCCCCCAGCCCCAUGCUCGGCCCUCAGGGGCCCCCAGCCCCAUGCUGGGCCCUCAAGGGCCACCAGACCCAUGCUCGGCCCUCAGGGUCCAGAUUUUCUCGAGAUGUUGA
Molecule: messenger RNA, 330 nt
Organism: Procambarus clarkii (red swamp crayfish)
Lineage: Eukaryota; Metazoa; Arthropoda; Malacostraca; Decapoda; Cambaridae
Source: RefSeq, a predicted model, not a curated record